Messenger RNA from Drosophila montana, 879 nucleotides. RefSeq lists its product as uncharacterized. The record is from RefSeq and is a predicted model, not a curated record. NCBI's taxonomy places the organism in Eukaryota, Metazoa, Arthropoda, Insecta, Diptera, Drosophilidae. The transcript has a single exon. The coding region runs from base 105 to 785 and encodes 226 amino acids.
AAAAAAGUAUUACGGUCUGAUCGGCCGUGAAGAUCUAGUUAUCAUAAAAUAAGUUUGAAAGAAACUCGCUUGAAGCUGUCUUCAAUCCCCGCUUGAAGCUCAGCAUGAAGCUAAUUGUGUGCGUCUGCGACUAUUCGAGGCGUCGCCACUUCUACAAUUGUCCAGUUCCAGACCGCAUCCAAGUGCUCUCCGGUGGUGAGGGCCAGGCUAAGAUUAAAACUGUGCGACGUUUGCUAUUGGAGCUGGACGCGGUUAGUGGCAACUAUGUGCUGCAUGAAGUGUUGCAGCAGCAGGUGUUGCGCGAUUGGCUGCUGCAUGAUCUAGGUGUCCAGCUGCUGUGGCUGGCAUUCCGUCCGCCAGAGCGUUUGGCCAUCGAUUACAAGUGGGCGGAUAUGUUGAUGCACACCAUUUGGCAGCACAUCGAGCUGGAGCAACUUAUGUGCUGGCUAUCGACGCUGGGUGGCGGCUACUCGGCGCUCGGCGACCAGUUCGAAGGCUGCGCUAAGGCAGCGGGUCAGAUCUCGCUCCAGCAGCUGACAAUCGGCCUGCGCCUGGGCGAUCCUUUUGUGCAGGCGCGCUGCAAGCUCUACUACAGCAUAUCCCUCAUACAACGCGGUCAACUGCGACGGGCCAAGCUUCUAAUACGCGCACAAUAUCGAUUCGCAUGUGGGGAACCCAAGAAGCACGACCGGCGUCUGGUGCACAUGUGCCUGGGCAUUUGGCAGCGCCUGUGCUACGAGUACGAGCAGCGCCAGAGUCGUCGUUUAAUUAAAAUUAACAAAUGAUAUUUAUAUUCAAGUAAUACUUAAUUGUUAUUGGAAGGGCGCUUAGGCUUAGGAAUAAAAUUAAUUUAACUUUUGUGCCCCAAGUUUUAAAAUA